Bufo gargarizans (Asiatic toad) is the source of this 4697-nucleotide messenger RNA. RefSeq names its product calponin 2 (gene CNN2). The transcript is spliced from 7 exons. The coding region runs from base 61 to 966 and encodes 301 amino acids. Gene Ontology annotation, molecular function: actin binding. Gene Ontology annotation, biological process: actomyosin structure organization. The record is from RefSeq and is a predicted model, not a curated record. NCBI's taxonomy places the organism in Eukaryota, Metazoa, Chordata, Amphibia, Anura, Bufonidae.
GGAAGCUGAUUCAGACAGACGGGGCUCUGAGGUUGGGGAGCGGACGAGACGCCGGCAGCAAUGAGCACCCAGUUCAACAAGGGCCCGUCCUACGGCUUGUCUGCAGAAGUUAGGAACAGGUUGGCACAGAAAUAUGAUCCUCAGAAGGAGGCAGAACUUCAAGUCUGGAUUGAAGAGGUCACUGGAAUGUCCAUUGGGCCAGAUUUCCAGAAGGGGUUAAAAGAUGGUGUCAUUUUAUGCGAACUUAUGAACAAGCUGAGGCCAAAGACCAUCCCAAAAAUUAAUGUCUCCAAGCAAAACUGGCAUCAGCUUGAAAAUCUUUCCAACUUCAUCAAAGCCAUGUCUGCUUAUGGAAUAAAAUCUGUGGAUCUGUUUGAGGCAAAUGACCUUUUUGAAAAUGGGAAUAUGACUCAAGUCCAGGUGUCUUUGCUGGCGCUGGCUGGGAUGGCCAAGACCAAAGGUCUCCACAGUGAUGUGGAUAUUGGAGUGAAAUACUCAGAGAGACAAGAGAGAAACUUUGAUGACAACGUAAAAAAAGCAGGACAGUGUGUUAUAGGACUGCAGAUGGGUACUAAUAAGUGUGCCAGCCAGUCUGGAAUGACUGCCUACGGAACAAGAAGGCAUCUGUAUGACCCAAAGCACAGUAUCUUGCCACCUAUGGACCAUUCCACAAUAAGCCUUCAAAUGGGCACUAACAAAGGAGCCAGUCAGGUGGGGAUGACCGCUCCUGGGACAAGAAGACACAUUUACGAUACAAAGACAGGCACUGAAAAGUGUGACAAUUCUUCCAUGUCCCUGCAGAUGGGAUCUAAUCAGGGAGCCAACCAAAGCGGCCAGAUAUUUGGCCUGGGCCGUCAGAUCUAUGAUCCCAAAUAUUGUCCAAAGGGCAAUCCUGACAGUCUGCCGAAUCAGUACGAGGACCAGGAUCACCAGGAGUAUGGCUACAAUCAGGAACAAGACUUGUAGUUCUAGUGUGUGGGCUGCUCAAUGCAAGAUGCCACAAAUCAGACCAAACUGCCUUGUCAGAACCUCCAAUUAUGUGGAUUAGAAAUGUACCUAGUGUUUUUUAUUUAGAAUUUGUUCAUUUUAAUUUUAUUUGUUAAACUGUAAUUGAGGAACAAGAUUUAAAGUGCCUGAAGGGGAUCUGUCAUUCAGCCAUUGUAUAGAGUGGUAUGUCUUAGCUUUACCAGUGCCUUAUAGCUCUCAGGGCACACAAUAUUACACAUACCCUUUCUUAUGGGUCCUCGCAAAAUCACCACAGUGUACCCCUUGUUUGGAAGUACUUUUGAUGUAUUAAACGGGUUGUGCCACUAAUAACACGUGUGCCCUAUUCACAGGAUGGGGCAUAAGUGUUUGAUCGCUGUGGGUCUAACUGCUGGGCCCCCCCGGGGAUUAUAAGAAUGUGGGUAUGGAAGCAUUACUGAAGUACCCCCCCGUGCGUCCUGAUCUUCGUUCACUUCUAUGGCACUGCUGAAUGCGCUGUACUAUGCAGUCCCAUAGAAGUGAAUGCUGUACAGGAGACACAGGUGCACUACCUCUCCAUUUUUAUGGGACAGUUCAGCAGAACUUCCAGACUCCCUUCUCGUGAUCACUGGGCGCCCCAGUGGUCCUAUGGAUAGAGCAUAUAUGUUCUUAGCGGCACAACCCCUUUUAAAGAAGUCACACAGCUGAAGUACAUGUAUUUUCUUUGGCAGAAGUCCAAGGCUGACCCUUCAAUUUCUGCCAUGAUGUUGCACUUUGCCCGGCCAUGGAUUUUGCCCAUUCAUUUGGGAUAAUUUGUGGGUGUGGCAAGAAUUGCCUUUUUUUUUUUUUUUUUUUUAUCCAAAUCUUAUGAACUAUUGGUCAGAUUUCCAUUUAAAUCCAUAGGAAAGUUAUGUGAGUUUUUUUUUUUUUUUUUUUUUUUUUUGUGUGUGUGUGUGUGCAGAAUAUCCUUGUUACAAUAAUGCCAUGUGAACAUAUGCCCUAAUAUAUUCAGGGAGGGAAGCUCUAAAUAAGACCUCAUGGACAUGACCGCUGUGUCCGCAUCCGAGCCGCAUUCGGACCCAUUCACUUCAAUAGGGCCGCUAAAGGUGCGGACAGAAUAUUCUUUGUAAUAUGAAGGUAAUUUUAAUAAUAAGAGGUUCAUGAUCCCGUUUAUAGGAAAUUCAGAUAUCCCUUUUAUUUCUGACCACAGAAACUCCAAGCCUCUGAAAAAGGUCCCUAUGGACCGAAACGUCCAGCUCAUAUAUGGAUAGUGGUUUGGCAGCAUUUAAUUUCCUAUAAACGGGAUCAUGAACCUCUUAUUAAAAUUACCUUCAAAUUACAAAUAAUAUUUUGUGUGUCGCAUAUUUAUACUAUUGUUGGAUGACCGUCGGAUCAUUGCUGGCUUCGGAAGAGUAAAACAGUAUGCGGUACUCCAUCCUCUAAUAUAGCACUCCGUGUGCUGUCCGCAUCUGUUGCUCCGUUCCGUGGCCCACAAAAAAAUAUAACAUGUUCUAUUCUUGUCUGUUUUUCGGACAAGAAUAAGCAUUUCUAUAAUGGGCCUUCCGUUCCGUUCCGCAAAUGAUGGCAUUUGUGUUUUGCAUGUAGCCUAAAGCUGAUUUCGGCAUUGCAGCACUCCAUACACCGCCACAAAUGGCACUUUCUGCUUUGAAAGGCUCCAUCCGUUUAUCUUUAUCAUUGGCUACUGCUGCAGGCCGGAUUCAGUUCCAGGGUGUAUGAUAGAAUUGCCUAAUAUAUCGGUAUACCUCCAAGUCAGAAGCGCACUUUCAUGCUCUAACUUCAGAAGCGUUUUGUCGGAAAGUAACCAACGCUUUUUGUUUUGUAUGUGAAUUGGUGAAGAAAGUUUGAAGUUUGCUAACUGCACAUGCUCUCAUCCUAUCCUGCAGGGCAGGACGCCUAUGUGGUUGGACUAUUUUACAAAUGCUCGGUAGACUGAAUUGGUGUAGAGAGCUGCCAUAUUGGGAACAUUUUGACUAGCUUUUUUUUAAAUGUAAUAAUGAUGCUGUCUUUUUUAUUAUUCUAGUGACCAAAGAACUUGUUAUACCUCCUUGUGUAUUAGGUGGGCAGCAUAGAGCUUCUUUAUACAUGUCCUGUGCCUUCACAGAGAAUAUGUAUAGUUCUAUAUGUGAUAUGUACUAUUCAGGCUUUAAUGGGUACCAAGGUGCCUUUGCUUUUUUUAUUUUUAUACAGGUAAUGGACUAUUUGACAUUUCGUCUUAGAAAUUGCAUUCCAUUUUGGUUAUUAUACUAUAAUGCUAGAAAUGAUCUUUUUAGAUGUCCGGCUUAGUUUGAAAUAUGUAAUUGGUAAUGUCAAGUGUUGGCUAAAAGAUGCCUCCAGCAACCAAUGUGAUUCUGUUCCAGUCUGCUAGCACACACAAUGCCUGUAUGGCUGUUACUAAAGCUCUUAGGAGGGUUGUCCAGGAUUUUUUUAAUUCCCCCCCCCCCCCUUCCCUCCACUCCCCAAUAGACUUGUGAAGAGAGCUAAAUUUGCCUGCUCCCUGUUGCUCCAUGGCUUCUCGGGUGUCCUUCGGGUCCCUGCAUGUAAACUUCCCGCACCUCUGCAAUGUGUCCCCAUCAGCCUCAGUGACGUCACCACCAAGGCUAAUCGCUGGUUACAGCGACGUCCAUGAUCCCCCUCCAUUUACGAAGCUUACAGGUGGGGACCACCAGUCCAGUGUAGACAAGCUUGAAAUCCACAGAGCCUGAUCGGGGUCUAGUGGAAUGGGUAAACAUAGCUCCUUUUACAGGUUCUAUUUGGGGGUGGGGGUAAAAAGAGAAAAUAAUUCUAGACAACCCCUUUAAGGCUGAACUUUCUUUCACACAGCCUGCUGUGUGUCAAAACUGCAGCAGUUUUCCAUGAAUUGUGCCAGUUUCUUGGCAAAUAGAGGUGAAACAUUCUAGAAAAACUGCGGCAAUUAGCCUAAGGCUGGGAUUCCACUUUCAGGUUUUUUUUUACGCAGUUUUUUUAAGCCAAAACCAGGACUGAAUUUCCAAAAGGAGACUCAUUCUUUCUCUUAUAAUAUGUGUCCACAGUCUAUGAUCCGUUCUUGGCUUUGGGCUCACAAACUGCAUAAAAAAACUUGACUGUGGAAACCUGGGCACAAUAUUCUGCUAAUCUGUAUUUAUUUAGUUAAGUACAGAGCUUCAUGUGGUUAAAUAGGGAUAUAAAAUAUUUGGGGGCAGUCACAUAGGGAUUUGUUUUGCUGUUUAGCGUACCUUUUAAAGAGGGUCUCCCAUCACUCCUGACAUAUUAGUCUUAGUAAUAUUCUGAGGCAUCUGUUCUUAUUAUUCUGUUCCUCUGUUAUUCUUGCCGGAAGCUUAUUAAUAAAGGGGUGGGGGUCUGAACAGUCUGACACUAUACAGUCAGUGCUGCCAUUGUCAGACUGUGCAUUAACGCCCAGUGGCAAUUCCUUCAUAAACUUCAAGUAGGAAUAAUAGAAAAAUUGCACAGCAAAGUAAUAUGAAAAGAUGAACCAGAAUUGUUGCUUGGGGAAUACCAGAAGUAACGGGCAUGUUGGGAGAGGUGACGGGUCCAGUUUAGGGCCGAUUUGGUGCAGAACUUUCUGCUGCUGUUAGUCAUCCUGCUCAGUUCCAUUUUUUUUUUUUUUAUUAAGUCUGUGUAUUAAAAAAUGUUAGCACCUUGGGUUAACCUACCUGAGAGACUAUAUGUGAAUGUCUUCAAAAUGUAUUUUUUAUGUAAUAAAACGUGUAACUGGA